AUGCCGCAACUUGCCCUAUCCGUCACCUUGCUGCUCCAAGCGUAUGCCGUAUCGUCGAGCGUCAUCGACCCCGCCACCUUGGUUGCCAGAGACGAUGGCGCGUUCCAAAUCCCGACGACCUGUCCGACCGACCGCGAGGAGUUUGUACGUCACCGAGACAAGUACAAGGUGGAAGCCCUAAACAAGAUAGUCUACGGUUGCGUGCCGAGCCUCAAACCCUACGUAAAACCCGACGACGGCUCCAAGGAGAAUCAAGUUGUUGCCAGAGGCGACUCCAACAGCAUCGAGGAAGAACCCCCGACGCAGAACCAGCAGUGCAUCGAUGCCGUCAAGGCCUGGGGAUGUGUGCAUGGCCUCGACUGCCGGUUUGAGCAGAAAUGCCUGAAGGGGUUCCAACGAAGUAAAAAGGGGAAGUCGGGGUUUGAAAUAGGCAACUGUGCCGGCCAAACCCAGGAAAUGCACUGCAAGAUUUCGACAAACGAAGCCGCCGCCCAAGAGGUCGAGUUUGACCAGGUCGCUUCGUGGAUCAUCAUGGCCAAGGAAGAGUCGACAUCGGGAAAGAUCUAUAUCGAAUUCGGCAGAGACAACUACGACUUUGUCCUCUUCAACGGCGUAGUGGACAAAGACGUGGCCGGCGUCCCCAUGAACAUCCCGGAAAUGUUUGGCGGCAACACAACGUUUUCGCCUCGGCAGCUGACGGGCCUGGAUGUCAGGUUUAUUUACUCGCAGCUCCUCCAGGGUAGUAUGUAUGGCAGUACAGUCGGACGCAAGGAUACAUUCCAAAUUAAGAGUACCAACCUCAUCUUCGAAGUCACUCCGAUAAUCGACUACAAGAUCGAGGCAUGGAGGAGGCACACCAUCAUCUGGACCGGCAACGUAAAUCACGAAGGCUGGAGUGCAGACACUGGGGAACAAGAAAGUUCGCCAUUUUUCGACUGUCUGAGAACCAAGAAUUCUGAAUGCUGGCAAAAGCAACGCUACGGUUAG
Drechmeria coniospora is the source of this 987-nucleotide messenger RNA. RefSeq lists its product as uncharacterized. The transcript has 4 exons. The record is from RefSeq and is a predicted model, not a curated record. Lineage: Eukaryota; Fungi; Ascomycota; Sordariomycetes; Hypocreales; Ophiocordycipitaceae. Bases 1 to 987 code for a protein of 328 amino acids.